This is a messenger RNA of Acanthoscelides obtectus, 4077 nucleotides long. The record is from the annotation of a GenBank genome assembly. NCBI's taxonomy places the organism in Eukaryota, Metazoa, Arthropoda, Insecta, Coleoptera, Chrysomelidae.
CAGCAUCAGUCUACAGGCGAAUGAGGUUAUGUUUUUAAUUAAAAAAAUGUAAAAUGUUAAUUCGUUUUUUUCUAUUAAAAAUUGUACGCAACUUCUCGGGCAUGUCGAAAAACGUAAUACCGCAUUCCGAAGUCCCUGAUUAUGAGGCGGCUAUCAAUGCACUCAAUAAUCUUCAGAGCAAUGCUCAUUAUAUACAGAAUGCUGGAAAGGGACAAGUACCAGAUAAGAUUGCGCAAAUGAUUAAGUUUCUGAAUCGAGCAGGACUGACAUUGGAAGAUUUAGAUAAACUCUCAGUGAUACAUGUGACUGGUACAAAUGGAAAGGGUUCCACUUGUGCCUAUUCUGAAUCAAUUUUGAGACAUCAUGGAUACAAAACGGGGUUUUUCUCCUCACCACAUUGCAUAGAUGUGAGAGAAAGGAUUAGGAUAAAUGGGAUUCCAAUUCCUAAACCACAAUUUGCAAAACAAUUUUGGAAUAUCUAUGAUAAACUGAAUGCUCAAAAGGAAAAUGAGAGGGACAUGCCCAUGUAUUUUCAUUUUCUCACCCUCCUUGCCUUCCAUAUAUUUUUGGAAGAACAAGUAGAUGCAGCAAUUCUAGAAGUUGGCAUAGGUGGUGAAUAUGAUUCAACUAAUAUAGUGAGGAAAACAAUUGUUGCCGCAAUAACUCCCCUAGAUUUUGAUCACACUCAGCUCUUGGGUAAUACAAUAGAGUCAAUAGCAUGGAAUAAAAGCGGUAUUAUGAAACCAGGAUGUAUUGCAUUUACUGUUCCACAACCAGAAACUGCAUUUAAAGUAUUACAAGAUAGGAGUAUCGAACGAAACUGUGACCUACAUCUUGUGGAUAAAUAUCAUAAUGGAAUCCAGGAUGUUACAAAUUUUCCAGCUGAAAUUCAGAAGAAGAAUGCCAAUUUAGCAUUAGCAGUAUGUGAAGCAUUUAUUAAGAGAGAUCCGAACGGUAACAGCAAGUCAUUCUCGUUGGAGCUGGUUAAAAAAGCUAUUGAACUGACAAAAUGGCCUGGAAGAUAUCAAAUCAUCAACCACAAAAAUUCUAGAUUCUUUUUAGAUGGAGCCCAUACUGCUGAAAGUAUAGCUCUAUGCAGAAAGUGGUUUUCUGAGAGAAGCAAAGAAAGCGGGCGGAAUAAAGCUUUAAUUUUCAAUCUUCUAGGUUCUAGAGAUCCGGCGAUAUUUUUUAAUGAGUUACAAAAAGUCAAUUUUGAUGUUGUAAUCUUCUGCCCGAACGUUGGUAGUGAUAAUGAUCCUAAAGGCAGUGGUGGGUUAAUUUUAGAUCAACAAAAUAACGUCAUCCCCAAGGAAGAACAACUGAAGGGAAGUUUCAUGAAGAAGGACCAAUGGUUAGAGAUGAAUCCAACGACUAAGAAUGUUGAAGUUUUUCCUUCAGUUUUAAAAGCUAUCGAAUACUUGACCUCAGAAGGCCAGUCGGAUGUAUUGGUAACUGGUUCCAUUCAUCUAGUUGGAGCUGCCAUGAUAAUCCUUGAUCCCACAUUGAAAGGCACUCUAGUAGCAGAAAAAUCAUGAAGUAGACGCAUUGUUCAAAAAGAAGUUAUGUAAAAGCUUCUGGAGAUCAAAAAACUAAUAUGUUGAUAACCUCCAAUAUGUAUAGGAUAGUGGCCUCAUAAGUCAUUUGGAGGUCACCUCUGUGAAUUCAAAUGGCAUGAGAUCGGUCGUUAUUAGUGGUUAACCCAGAAGCUCACUUAGCAACUACGCCUAUCUUUUUGUUUGAGAAAAAUAUCUUGACAAAUGCUUUGGGGGAUCAAUAAGGAAUUUAAUUGAAGACUACUAAUAUGAACUAUUUUUUCAUACCACCUACUUACCUACUUAUUUUACCAGUUUUGGUCACGUGAUUCCGUAUCUGCAAAUCCAUUCUGGUGGUUGCUGCUUCAAUUUACAAAUUCCCAAAUAAUGUAAUCUACCAUGUCAGUAUUUAAGUCGUAUUUUAGGUCGUUGAAAAACCAAUUUUUUGUUCUUGUGAAACAGCUACCAAUACUUUUUUCAAAGAAAAGUGCGUGGUUGCCAAUUUGAAGUUCGUGUACUUCUCAAACGUUACGGAGUGAUCUACUGGUUUUGAGUCCAAUUUUGGCCACCCGACCUUAUGUAUAAAUUGAAUUCAUAUAUAAGAUUUGGAUCUCUUUCUGAAUCUGAUGCGAAAAAUUGUUGGUGAUAUUUGAAUUCACAAACUUGACAUCAAAAUGAUCUCGGAUGCCAUUAUUGGAGCCAUAUUGAAAGUUUUUACUAUAUGUACUUUUGGUGCUUUUAUCAAUUUCCUCUGUGAAUACAUGAGAUCUGAAGUUACUAAAUCUAAAUGAUCUAGUGGCCAACAUAUUUUUUCCAUUUUAUAAUAAAGAAUAAACGCUUGAGUUUGAAGGUGGCGUUCUGUAGCAAUAUUGUCUGGAAAUACAAAAAAGAAGCGAUAUUUGAAUCACAUGCAUAUUCCCUAUUUCUGACCGGGCGACCCCGUACGUUUAGUUUAUUGAAUGGACGUUUAUAAUGGAACUCUUAGAUUCCUAAUAUCUCAUGUGGAUGUUAACAUUAGUUCCUAACGUAUGCGUGCUUAAGGCUGAAAUUCUUACAAAAGUUUAAGUUGGCUGUAAAACACUUUUCAAAAUAUAUAACCAUUUCGCGACUAUACGCUAAAAACUAAACUAAAUAAAACAUGAUUUAUUCGAACUCUUUAUAAAGUUCCCGAAUUAACUUUUAUGCAAAGUGCUCCAUCCCAUAUUACUUAUAAACCGAAAUUUUUCAGAGACAACUGUUUAUGGGCUAUUAUAUGUGGAAUCUGGGGGUACACUUAUAAAAUACGAGCAUUUUUUCAAAUUGAGUGCAAUAUUCUUUAUUACACAUUCGGAUAGGCCCUUCUAAAGGAAAACGAUUGAUGUAACAUACUUAUGGGGUGUGGUUAUCAGUUGUUAGGCUAUUAGGUAUUUUAUGGGAUAAAACCUGUUAUCCUCAUAGGCUGCCUAAAUGGGACAAACUAUAUGCUAUUGUUCAAACAUAUCAUUCAAAUGUUAAAAUGUCCUCAUACAUUUCUAUCAGACACAUAUUUGAAUUAAACUUGGUUUGGUUAAAUAGGUAAAAAUCAGAUGAGCCCUUCAGUUGUCUACCUUAAUUUGUUGUUUGAUUGACAUUUAUUUUCUGUUCAGGUGACCGAUUAUGUUCAGUUUGCUAAAUCAAAGUUUAUGAUAAAACUCCUUGCAUUAGCUCUUAACUUAUGCAAUUAAAGUUUGAAUUCAUACAAAUUGCCUGUGAAAUACUUAUUCUCUAAAUUUUACAAAAGAAUUUAUAUUGUAUUUAUGCUAUUGUAGCGGCAAAUUAAUUAAACCUCUUUAGUUUAAGAUGACCUUAUAUACAUUUUUUCUAUUGUGUUUUUUCAUAUAUGCAGAUUUUUAUCUAAUAUGCAUCAUUUUUAAUACUGAGCCUACUUUAUGCCAUUAACUAUUACUUAAGCUUUUAUUUUUUUUUUAGAUGUACAAGAGUUUAUUUGAAAGUAUUUUUAAGUUAUGUCUCGCAACACUAUUAUACACAUAGUAAAAGUAGUAUUUCUUGCAUCUAAAAUCUCACUAAUAAAAAAACUGAUUUCUCCUGUGAUCAUGAUCCUGACAAUAAUAUAUGGCUGUGCGACGUGUUUCCAAAAAUAUCUGAUUAGUUGAGUUUUUUUUGAGUUGAGUUCUGUUUUUAAAUGAAGUCUCACUAUGAAAUUUGUAAUUUCGACCCGAUUGCCUCAGGAGGGUAAAAGUUUUCACGUGUAAAUGAAUGUAUGUAUCAAUAUAUAUCUAUAUAUAUAUAUAUAUAUAUAUAUAUAUAUUUCACUGUCUACGUGACUAGAUAUUGUACGAUUAAACUAGUGUAUCCGUUUUCAUUAAUUUUGAAUGACAUUGUUUCAUAUAAACUUCAUUUAUUCGACUAAAGCAUUGUUUUAAUAUACGGCCGUUCCUCGCCCUAGGUUGUAGUUAUUGCUCCUUUGCAUAAGGAUAUAAAAAACAGAUAAACUUUGUUUACACUAUAUGUCGUUAUGGACUUUGUUACUUUUCUAUUUUAUAUAUUACAUUGUUAAACAUAAACA